Messenger RNA from Trichobilharzia szidati, 211 nucleotides. The record is from the annotation of a GenBank genome assembly. Lineage: Eukaryota; Metazoa; Platyhelminthes; Trematoda; Strigeidida; Schistosomatidae.
GAUAUCAUGGCUAUGGUUAAAAUGAAUGUCCUCCAUUGGCAUAUCACAGAUGACGAAUCGUUUCCCUUUGUCUCAACCACCUAUCCAGAACUGUCAGACAAGGGUGCAUAUCAUCCACAAAAGUGUACAUAUAAUGAAAUAGAAGUGUCUGAUUUAUUGGAAUACGCUCGUCUCCGUGGAGUCCGGAUCAUUCCAGAGUUUGAUACUCCAG